Molecule: messenger RNA, 2293 nt
Organism: Aedes aegypti (yellow fever mosquito)
Lineage: Eukaryota; Metazoa; Arthropoda; Insecta; Diptera; Culicidae
Exons: 5
Coding region: 90-2060 (656 amino acids)
Source: RefSeq, a predicted model, not a curated record
CGGAAAAUCAGUUCUAUUUGAUCUGUUGCUAGAAUACUAUCGUCCAUCGGAGUGGUGUAUUUUAGAAGUUAGUUUUGAACGAUAAAGUGAUGAUGUCCGUACUAGGAUUAUGGAUUUUGGUUUCCCUGCUGGGAUACUCCAUUGGAUACGUUAUUGUUCAACGCCCAGCUGAAUACUACAAUUAUCAGACGCAACCGUACGCUCGUCAAUGGCAACCUUUACAGUACCAAUUCCUUGACUAUCAACCCAGUUACUACAAUAACUACUAUUACCCCUCUGCCUUUACGUACGCAGUACCGAACAAACCGUACCCGAAGCCACUGAAGCCUGAUCUAGGACAUGGUUUGUCGUACGAAGAAGGUCAAAAUCUCCUCCAAGUUUAUCGGCUUAUUCGGGUGAUUACCAUUUUUCGGACACCGACCAAGAAAUUAACCUUACUAGACAAACUAUUGAAACGGCUAACUAAACAAUCGCUCCAAGACCAGCUCGUUGAUCUGGUGUGCCACGUAGAUGGAUAUGAGGAGGUGGCCGAACUUGACCAGGGACCGCCAGGAAUUAAAUUGGACCUGUUUGUCGACGAUCCCGGCCGGCUGUUGUUUGCAAUUCAACGUGCGUUGAAUGCGCUGGAUUUGGAUGAAUACGAAUAUGAUCAUCAUUAUGGUAAACAUCAUGGAUUCUGUGGAGUGCAUAAGGAGCUCUGUGGGGAGUUGCGCGAGCUUAGAGAUGAGGCGAAUGCGUUAUCUGUGCCCCUCAUCAAGAAACACAGGGUCUACGAGAUCAAGGCUAUGGUCAAACAAGCAUUGGAUUCCGAUAUACUGGAGGAUUUGGAUGAAGAUUUAGAGAGUAGAUUGUUAGAACUGGAUGAUAUAGACAUAGAAAUGCCAGAAAUCCCACUUUUUGAAGAGGUACCAAUGGCCACAAGUUAUGAUGCACAGAUACCCGAAGAUUAUCAAGAGCAGAUAAACGAAGAUUAUCAGGAGCAAAUACCUGUAAUUUAUCAGGAGCCGAUAUACAGAAGCUAUCAGGAACAAUUGCCCGUAGCUGAACAGUAUGACGAGCAAAAGUUGAAUCAAUUGGCGACAGUUUUACAUAAUUACUUCCAACAACAAUCUACCACCGAGUCUCAUCAGGAGAUACAUCAGAAAGAAGUUGUGCCAACAUCAACCCCAACUUACCCGAGGACAACAGUACCGACAACAGCCACUGUAUCAGUGAUCCCAAUAGCCAAAGAGGACACAAACACUUGGUUUGGAUCUUUGUUUGGAAACGGUGAUGCUUUGCCAGGCACGGUCGAUGUCAGUGAACCAGCAGUACUGAUUGAGCCAGUAACAGUGGAGAAGUCAGAUCCCAAAAAAGUCGUGGAAAACAACGUUUCGGCAAAUACCGAGAAAUCGAAUUCGGCAUCUGCCUUUUUCUCAGCGCCGUUGUGGCUAUCCAAGACCUCAGACCAACAGGAGGUUGAAAACAAAGAAUCAAGUCCUAGUUUCUUGAACAAGGUAGAUGAAAUGCUACGGAAAGAGUUUGCAGAACACAGGCAGGCAUCAGACAACGCAACCAAAGCGGAAAAAGAAGAAGCUCGUGACCUUCCAGAUGAACUCAGCAGAAUUGAUGUGGAUGAUAAUGGUCCUACCAGAGUCGAUAUGUUCAAGCUGAAGGAAGCUUCCCCGGCGCUGGAUUUUAUUGACGCGGAUCCCAGCAGAACUUCCGUUGAAUCCCGGAAUCAACAGUCUCCAAAAAAUAAUGCUCGACGUGCCGUCAAGGAAGAAAUUCUGAAGGUGUUGAGCCUCUUGGAAGAAGCCUUCGAAGAAUUGCACGGGCGUAUUUCCGACCCAGACGUGGACAAAUUGGUGGAUGGAUUGCGAGAUGUGGAAGCGGGCGUCAGGUGGACCGAAAUGCUCAGUGCUCUACAGAAACUGAUUACCGAGAAACAGCUGGAGAGUGGUGAACAGAUUUUGGAUGUUUUGGAGCAUUGGAAGGAGGACGAAAAUGGACAGAUAAAUAACGGAUAUUUUGAACGAACGUACGGAGGGCAAACGACGAAGGCAUCGGUGAAUCAGUAGAUGGCAAUGAGAUUUGAUUUAUGUGAGCUAAAGCAGAAUCACCCCUAGACGAUUUAGGCGUGUUUUCACCGGUAAAGUUAACGGAUUUGACCACACCAAACUUUGUAGAGCUCAUGGAUUUCUUACUCGAAUGUUUUUUAAAUUGAAAAACAAAACUGUGACUAUUAGUUUAAUAAUGCAAAUAGUUGAGCUUAAACUACAAGCUUGUAGCAACCGAGAACUGUAAAUAAAGA